GAAGGCUGUUCGAAUACGCCUCCCAGAGAAAAGAGCUCAAGUAAAUAAUUGAUGGAGAUUGAUCCGCCCAGGACAAAGCUUUGCAGAAAACCAGUGGAUCCGAUUUCGAGUGGUUUUGGAAUCCCCUGCCAAGUACAGGAUAUGGGAGCCCAGCACGGACUUUGAGUGCGGCUACGGAUCUUCCACCUCGGGUGUGGCUCCAGCCUUUUUGUCUUCUUGCCACCUUCCCUAUCACCCCCCGCCUCCCGGCCCGUCCCCGCCUUCGUCUCUUUCCUCUUGAAAGUAGCCUCUCUUUGGUUACUUCUACCCUAUCCUCCCUUGCAAUCCCGCCCUCUCCCCUGCCCAGUCCGGUGAGGUCAGCUCAUGAAUAUCAGUGCACUUCCUGAGGAGCGUCUGGCACCGCUUGGUACCUCGCGCGUUCGCCUGCCCGGAGCCGCAGCUCCAGCCGAGUCGCGGCCCGCGGGAAGUAACCGGCUCUGGGGGCCGCCGAACCUUCACGUUAACGCCAUUGUUUGGAGAAAUCGAGUGGGUGUGGAACUGGGGCGAGAGGGCCCAAAGUCGUGCUCAGCCAAAAAGUCGCAUAUAAUACUACGAAGUUAAACUUUCCUUGUCUUUAAAAGACAAAAAAAAAAAAAAAAAAAAAAAUUUAAAAAAUAAACCCUGAGGUCGCCGGAGGAUCAGAAGGAAAGCGCUGUUGAUUUGCAUCAACUUCGAAACAUCGCGUCUGCAGAGAAAUUAGAAAGGGAGGUUGGCGGAUUUGAGGAGGGAAAAGAAUGAUCUGGUGAUGGACCAUUCUAAAUCUCAUCUGGUAGAUUCUUCCUAGACCGCCAUGAGUCAGCCACCGAUGGGGGGCGCUGCCCCUGCCACAGCCACAGCUUCUGCGGCCGCCUCUGCCACUGAGGCUCGACUGCACCCAGAGGGCAGCAGCAGAAAACAGCAGCGUGCUCAAUCACCUGCCAGAUUAAGGGACAAUUCGGUCCGACAGACGACCGCGACCACCCGGUCCCCCGUGGGGGCCGGCACUAAACUCAACUCUGUUCGACAGCAGCAGCUGCAGCAGCAGCAGGGCAACAAGACUGGGAGUCGCUCAGUGCCCCCGACCAGCGCCCGAGGAGGCGGAGGCGGGGCGGAGAAGGCUGCGCCCCUGGCGCCCAAAGGGGCAGCGCCGGGAGCUGUCCAUCUCGCGGCUGGUGCUGAAGCGGCCCCCGCGGCGACCCUGGCCCCGGUGGGCGUCAGGAGGCCUGGCCCGUCGGAGGAGCCAUCCCGGGAGCUAGAGCCAGUGUCCGCCAAACUCGGGGAACCCCCUCCACUCGGGGAAGGAGGAGGAGGGGGUGGGGAAGGAGGAGGAGCCGGCGGCGGCUCCGGAGAAAGGGAGGGGGGCGCUCCGCAGCCGCCGCCGCCGCCCAGGGGCUGGCGAGGGAAAGGCGUACGCGCUCAGCAGAGGGGCGGCAGCGGCGGGGAGGGGGCCUCCCCUUCACCAUCCUCCUCUGCGGGCAAAACCCCAGGCCCCGGCAGCAGAAACUCCGGAAGCGGUGUUGUGGGGGGCGGCAGCGGUGGCGGUGGGAGCUACUGGAAGGAAGGAUGUCUGCAGUCUGAGCUCAUCCAGUUCCACCUCAAGAAGGAGCGAGCGGCAGCGGCGGCAGCCGCGGCUCAGAUGCACACUAAGAACGGCGGCAGCAGCAGCCGCAGCUCCCCGGUCGCUGGCGCCCCUGCCAUUUGCGAGCCUCUUGCAGUCCCUUCCGUCUCCCCAAUGGCGGCGGCAGCGGAGGGCCCCCAGCAGAGCGCCGAGGGCAGCGCGAGUGGAGGGAGCAUGCAGGCGGCGGCGCCUCCUUCGUCGCAGCCGCACCCGCAGCAGCUCCAGGAGCAGGAAGAAAUGCAGGAGGAGAUGGAAAAGCUGAGAGAGGAAAACGAGACUCUCAAGAACGAGAUUGAUGAGCUGAGGACCGAGAUGGACGAGAUGAGGGACACUUUCUUCGAGGAGGAUGCCUGUCAACUGCAGGAAAUGCGCCACGAGUUGGAGAGAGCCAACAAAAACUGCCGGAUCCUGCAGUACCGCCUCCGCAAAGCCGAGCGCAAAAGGCUCCGCUACGCACAGACUGGGGAAAUCGACGGGGAGCUGUUGCGCAGCCUGGAGCAGGACCUCAAGGUUGCAAAGGAUGUAUCUGUGAGACUUCACCACGAAUUGGAAAAUGUGGAAGAAAAGCGAACAACAACAGAAGAUGAAAAUGAAAAACUGAGGCAACAGCUUAUAGAAGUUGAGAUUGCAAAGCAAGCUUUACAGAAUGAACUGGAAAAAAUGAAGGAGGAAAAGUUUGUAGAUGUUAUACUUUCUGACCCUUUGUACUUUUGAAAAUAAUAUGUGGCUGACU
Leptonychotes weddellii (Weddell seal) is the source of this 2369-nucleotide messenger RNA. The record is from RefSeq and is a predicted model, not a curated record. Lineage: Eukaryota; Metazoa; Chordata; Mammalia; Carnivora; Phocidae.